Sclerotinia borealis F-4128 is the source of this 1392-nucleotide messenger RNA. Lineage: Eukaryota; Fungi; Ascomycota; Leotiomycetes; Helotiales; Sclerotiniaceae. The record is from the annotation of a GenBank genome assembly.
AUGCGUUCUUCAUUCUUGCUUUUAGCAGGCGCAAUCACUUACACACGAUCAACAUGUCAAGCUGCAUAUGUACCCGGAGCAUCUUUUGAUAGAUUUUUUACCAUCUGGCUCGAAAACCAAGAUGAUGCGAAAGUAGAAGAAAAUGCCGACAUACAAAAUCUCACCAAACAAGGCAUACUCCUCGAAAACUAUUACGGGCUCACGCAUCCCUCUCAACCAAACUAUAUAGCCUCUGUUGGAGGAGACUUCUUUGGUCUUAAUCACGAUGAGUUUGUGAGGAUACCGCAUAAUGUGACGACGGUAGUGGAUCUUUUUGAGGAUGCGGGGAUUACUUGGAAGGGAUAUUUUGAGGGGAUGCCGGGGCCUGGGUAUAUGGGGGAGGGAAGUACGGCGCAGGAUGGGAAUGGAUGGGAUUAUGUUCGGAAACAUAAUCCUUUCGUAAGUUACGACAGUAUAAAUUCAAAUGGCACUCGCCUUCAAAAUCUCCUCUCUCUGGACGAUUUCUCUACCACAGUCCAAACCGAUCCAUCCUCCUUACCACAAUACGCGCAUAUAUCCCCCGACAUGCUAAACGAUGGCCAUAAUACCUCCUUAUCCUAUGCCGCAAACUGGACUCGAUCAUUCCUCACACCCCUUCUACAAAACGAAGCAUUCAUGAACAAUACUCUCAUCCUACUCACCUAUGACGAAUCGGAAACCUAUUCCAUACCAAAUAGAAUCUAUUCCGUACUCCUAGGUGGUGCCGUUCCAGCAGAUAAAAAAGGAACAGUAGAUACAACAAUUUAUUCCCACUACAGUAUCCUCUCCACUCUUGAAAAUAACUGGGGUCUACCCAAUCUCGGUCGUUACGACGUUGGCGCCAAUGUAUUUUCUCUUUGCGCCGAAAAAACCAAUUAUUCGAAUAUAAAUCUCGACAUGUCAAUCCUCAACAAUUCCCUAAGUUACCCGGGAUUCCUCAAUAACAAUCCAGCUAAAUGGGCGGCAAUCCCGGUUCCAAAUCUCCAAUUAGUGGGCGCGGGAGGUAAAGGCGUAGAUGAUUAUACGCGUUCUGAAUGGGUGAGUGCUAAAACUGAAGAUACGCCUUAUAAUGGGAGUGGAGAGUUUUUCGAUGGUGGAAAUGGAGUUAGUGAUGAGCGGAAACCGGUUUAUGGAAGUCAAGGGGCGAAUGUUGUGGCUACGGCUACGGUUGCUAUGCCGUAUGGUGUGAGCGCGACGCCUGUUGUGAGUAGUAGUAGUGGUAGUGGUGGUGCAGCGAGUGCGACGGGAACGGCGGGGACGGCGGAGACGACAAAGGGAAGUGGUGCUGAGAGGAGUAGAAGUGUGGGGAUGGGGUGUGGGAAGGAGGUUUUGGGGUUGUGGGUUGCGUUGGUUUUUGCGGUGGUGGUUUUAUAG